AUGUCUUCACAUGAUGGUAGUACUCCAGGUAGUGAUCCUUCAACGGCCCAAUCAUCUCAACCUUCAAUUUCCAUGUCAAGUGGUAGUAGAGGAAGAAUGGAUUUGGCAUGGGGUCAUUGUAGAGAAGCUCUUGAACUUAGUGUUGGGUGUAAAAAAACAAAAUUAGUUUGUUUAUAUUGUGCUAAAGUAUUUGCGGGUGGUGGCAUUAAUCGAUUUAAGCAACAUUUAGCUAGAGCUAAAGGAGAAGUUGAACAAUGUCGUAAAUGUCCUCCUGAUGUUCGACAUCAAAUGCUUUUGAAUCUUAAAGGAAAUGCUGAAACAAAAAAAAGAGUUAGAGAAAUGCAAGCAGAAUUCAAUCCAUUUAAUGCACGACAAAGGAAGCAUGAAGAGAUGAUGAUUAGGCAAUUAGAAGAUGAUGAUGGUGAUGAUGAGGAUGAUGAGGAUGUCAGUACUAAAAAACAUAUGUUACCACUGAAGGUUGCAAAAAAGAAAAAGAUUCAAAGCACCAGCACUGUAAAACAAUCGACUACAAGUUGUGGAAAGCAGAAGAAAUCUGCAACAUUAGGGAUAUAUUUCAUGCCGAGAACAACUCCUGGUGCUCAAAAGUCUAUUCAGAAUUGUUGGCAAAGGAAGGAAGCAGUUGAACGGUGUGAUCUUGCUUUAGCGAAGUGGAUGAUUGAUGCAUGUGUGCCAUUUAAUGCUGUUAAUUCUGUGUAUUAUCAGCAUGCCAUAGAUGCGGUAACAGCCAUGGGUUCUGGUUAUAAAGGACCAAACUUGCAUGCUAUUCGUGGUUAUUACUUGGCAAAAGCGGUUGAUGAAGUCAAGAUUUAUGUUGAGACUUAUCGAGAGAUUUGGAAGAAGACUGAUGUAUCAGAUGUCUCAAAUACUGCUAGAUUGUUGUAUCAGUUGUUUAGAGAGGUUGUUUUGUAUGUUGGGGUAGAAAACAUUGUGUAUAUGGUGACUGAUAAUGCUGCAAAUUAUGUUGCUGCUGGCAAGUUAUUGAUGGAAGAAUUUCCUUCAAUAUUUUGGUCUCCUUGUGCUGCUUAUUGCAUUAACCUCAUACUCCAGGACAUUGGUAAAUUGCAGUCGGUUUGUUGUGUUGUUGAGCAUGCUUCUGGUAUCACAAACUACAUUUAUAAUCAUUGUUAUCCAUUGUAUUUGAUGAGGAAGUUCACUGGAGGAAAAGAAAUACUUCGUCCAGCUCCUACUCGUUUUGCUACCAAUUUUAUUGCAUUGCAAAGCAUUUUAGCUCAUGAAGAUGAGUUGAGAGCUAUGGUGACAUCUAGGGAAUGGGUCUCAUCUGCUUAUGCUAAAGAUAGCAAAGGAAAAAAGUUUGUUGAGAGUGUGCUAGACUCUCUGUUUUGGGAAAAAUGUGCAAUAAUUGUGCGAAUGAGUGAGCCUUUAAUUCGAGUUCUACGAAUAGUUGAUGGUGAUGAUAGACCUUUGAUGAGAUAUUUGUAUGAUGUUAUUCAUCAUGCAAAAGAAGAAAUGAUGAGGAGAUUUCAAAAGAGAAAGGCUAGAGUGAAACCUUUCAUAAACAUUAUCAGUAAUCGGUGGGAUGAACAAUUUUAUAGACAUCUUUAUGUAGCGGCAUUUUGGUUGAAUCCUCGAUUUCAAUAUGAUGCAAAUAUAAUGGAUAAACAUAUGAGCACCAUUUCUGGACUUCUAGAUGUUCUUGAGAAGUAUGCACAUGGAAAUCUACCAUUGCAAAGUAAGAUUACAGGUGAGAUGAAGUUGUUUAGGAAUGUUGAUCAUGACUUUGGUCGAGUGUCCGCAAUAAAUAAUCGCACCCUUAUGCCUCCAGUUUCAAAGGAGCAUGCUGAUGAUUUAUUAGGUGUUGACGAGAUUGGCUCAAUUCCAUCGACAUUUGAUCCAAAUUUUGCUUCUAUGGACACAGAAGAACUUAAUGUGUUCAUUCAACAAAAGUGA
Molecule: messenger RNA, 1929 nt
Organism: Populus nigra (black poplar)
Lineage: Eukaryota; Viridiplantae; Streptophyta; Magnoliopsida; Malpighiales; Salicaceae
Exons: 3
Coding region: 1-1929 (642 amino acids)
Molecular function (GO): DNA binding
Source: RefSeq, a predicted model, not a curated record